Grosmannia clavigera kw1407 is the source of this 2790-nucleotide messenger RNA. RefSeq names its product leucine rich repeat domain containing protein. Gene Ontology annotation, cellular component: cytoplasm. The transcript has 2 exons. NCBI's taxonomy places the organism in Eukaryota, Fungi, Ascomycota, Sordariomycetes, Ophiostomatales, Ophiostomataceae. The coding region runs from base 1 to 2790 and encodes 929 amino acids. Gene Ontology annotation, molecular function: protein kinase binding. The record is from RefSeq and is a predicted model, not a curated record.
AUGGACUCGGAAGACGGCGAGCUGUUCGUCAAGCAACUGGCCAGCUUUGUGCGGACUCACGAAAAGGCCCUGGCGAACGCCUUACAAUUUCGGAGACAGAACUCACCUCGACAUGGAGCGUCGCAGAGCGUGUCAUCUAUCCCGUCGAGUGCUAUGUCUGCUUCGUCGCCGACAUUCCCUGAGAGACCGGCAACCUCCUCUUCAACAUCAAACACUCUUGCUGCUGCCCUCUCUCUUGGACCUUUGAACUUCACGUCCCAUACUGCCAAGUCGGCAAAGCUUGCACUCACGGCACACCAUCUAUUUUACCUCCUAUCACGAUUUGAAGACCUGGGCAUUCCUGUUGGACCUAUGGGCAUUCGCAUCGAGAACCUUCAUGAUGCCGCUGCCUCGAGCAACUAUGUCUCCUUUCUAAGCCAAUCGCAACGAUCCAAGACCCACGGAUCGGAUGUGGGAUCCAUCCGGUCUGUCUCAAGCAUACGGAGUGUCAUGUCCGGUAUGUCAGCCUUGUGGGCCAGCUUUGGUAUUGGGUCUAGCAUCUCCGCUGCGCGGACCGAGCGGCAAAAGGCAGCAGUGCAGGCGGAUCUCAAAUAUCUCUACUCGGCUUUCACAAAGAUUCCGUGCCUUCGCCUGGCACCGGACUGGCGGGCCCGCCUGAUCCAAGGCUACGAAGAGUUUCCAUUUGAUUCGGCUGUGCCGCUGUAUGUGUUUAAAAAUGUGCAGGCGUUGGAGGUCUGUGACAUGGAUUUUCGUCAGUUUUUUGGCUGGGACCGCCUUGCUGAACAACUGCGGUCGCUCACAUUGAAGCGGGCUUCCAUUGAAGAUCCUGCAGAGAUCCUGGUCGACAUUGUGUUAGAUGAUAUGGACAAACGACGACGACGCACAUCGAAGUCUCAAGCAUCGCCAACAAACGGGCCCCUAAGCAGCUCUAGCAUGGGCUUGGGCACUAGUCCACGUCGCCGCAGCCCAUCACUCCAUCAUGCCGAAUUGCGUAAGAGUGCGUCUAUGCCUGGAUCUCCAGACCCUCGCGGCUCUGGUGUCGACAUUCGUGUUGGGUCUGUCAUCAGCGAGCCAAUUCCGGAUGGCGAUGAGCACAGCGAGCAGAUCAGUGACGGUGACCGCCCAUCUCUUGGUCGUUCAAACAGCGAUGAUGCUGCCCCCGGAAAGCCAGCAUCUCGUCCAAGAAGCCAUUCUCCGCGGAGGUCAUCGAGCUCGCGCAACGGCGGUACAACUUACGUGCGUGUUUCUCACAAGGUCAGCCGUUCGGGGUCCGGUAGCUCGCACUCAAGCCUGUCCGAUUCAUGGCACAAUCGCCGGGGUAGUAGCUCAAACCUACUUUCUGUGGGCGUCAUUCCUGCCUUCAAAUGGCGGUUUUUGAAACACUUCAGUAUCGCAGACAAUUCUCUCACGACAAUACCGGCACUCAGUCUCGCACCGCUCUCAAACACGCUCCAUUCUCUGGACCUUUCCUCAAAUCUAUUCACGCAAAUCCCUGACAGUCUGGCUACGUUGACUGCGCUUCGGGCCCUGAAUCUUUCACAUUGCAUGAUCGACUCACUGCACUCUCUGAUACGCUAUCCAUUGCCGGCUAUCACAGCCUUGAACCUGCGUGACAAUCGGCUGCAGUCGAUAGCAGGGAUUGAGAAGCUAUAUUCGCUGGAGCGCCUGGAUCUGCGGGACAACAAUCUCACUGAUCCCAUGGAAGUUGCCCGACUCACUGGCAUUCCCGAAAUCCGGGAAGUCUGGGUCGGUGGCAAUCCGUUUACUCGGACACAUCGGGAUUACCGCAUCACGAUUUUCAAUCUGUUCCGAAAGACGCCAGGAUAUACAGAAGAUAUUUUGAUCGAUGCUUCCGGCCCCAGCUAUACGGAGAAAAAGUACCUCGUUGAUCGCGCACCCUUGGCUCCUGCCGUGCCCGUGAUCAAGCCACCAGUCGCUCCUAUGAUGCCCGCUGUUGAUGUCAGCAAGCCAGCGAUCAUAUAUGAUGUACCACGGGAGCCUACUGUUCUUCGGAAAGAGAGGCCUGCAGCGCGGGCGGUGACCAGCGAAACCAACUCUAGUGCGUCUCGAAGGCGACGGGUGCCACGUCGCCGUAUUGUUGAUCUUGCAACCAACGACGGCACCGUACGUUCGGCAGUAGUAUCGCAGCCGUCAGCGCCUGCAGCUUCCUUUGGGGUGGAGCUGCCAGCAUCUGGGGUAGAAGCGCCAUUGUCACCUGUGGCGGAAACGAACUAUCGCGUGGUGCAGACAGCCGAACGCGGCAUCGCUUCACCCACUUCACCUAAUCCACCUGCCAGGGUUGUCUCUAUGCAAGAGGCUCCAGAAACCCCACGAGCCCAGCUAGCUUUGCAAACGGAAUCGCAGCCAAAAUAUUAUUCGGUGGAGACGCAGACUCAGAUUCAGUCUCAUCCCGAGAGCGCUGCAAUGGUGGCAAACAUCCAAACACCACCUCAGUCCCCAAUUAUGUCUGUGGCUGCUCCUCAGACGCCGACUCUGCUGCCCAUUCGGACACCGACAAGCCACGGCUCUGCAGUCACUGCAAUCUGGAAAGAGCCACAAGACUGGGAAGUUGGUGCUGAGCUGUACAAGCGCAAAAUCGAGGCGCUACGCGAUCAGGUUGGAGAAGGCUACCUCAGCGUUCUCAGCGAGGAGACCUGGGAUUCUGUCCGCCAUCCACCCCAAUACCACGACAAUCCAUUCAGUAAUGCAACGGCUUCAAUCUGUACAAGUCCAAUUGCGCCCCGAACAGCGAAUGUUCAGGCCAUUCAUUCCGGCCGAACGCUGGGAUAA